GCAUAUCUUUGUAAGCAUAUCUUUGGAAAAAAGUCACGCAUAUCUUUUGGAACUUUGUUCCGGUGGCUCUUCGGCAAGUCUCCAGUGCUCUCGCCGUGAUGUUGCCAUAAUAUCAGAUUCGAUUCAUUCAUUUGAUUCUGACCAUAACAAAAGGGUAUUGCUAUUUCUAGGCAACAUGACGGAACCCAAGAAGGAGAAUGAAGCGGAAGGACCCAUCCAAGUGGAUUCUCCCAUGAAGAAAUGGAAGAGUCCUCAACCCCUGGCGUUCGUCAAGGCAGCCGCCUCUCGUUGGUCCUUCCCCAACUGGCAGUCUGGAAACGAUGAUUCUGUCUAUUACAACAUGAACAUUCCUUCCUUCUUCAAGACGCAGAUUGCCUUUCCUCCUGAGAAUACCAGUAUUUUGGAACGCAACUUGAUGCCCGAGUUGUUGGAUCUGACCUACGUGGAUGAAGGCAACGAUAAUAAGGAGCGCGGUCCGCUCAAAGAAUACUUGGUCGGCCCCAAGCAAGUGCAAGCCAUGAUGAUGAUGCACCAAGGAAAGGUCGUCUUUGAAGUGUAUCCAGGCAUGAACCCUCGUGACAUUCACAUCUGGAUGUCGGCAUCCAAGACCAGUGCGUCCCUGCUUUGUGUCCUCUUGUGGGAAGAUGGCAAAUUGGACUUUGAAAAGUCUCCCGCCGAUUACGUUCCUGACUUGAAGGGCACUCCGUGGGAGAAUGUCACUGUCAAGCAUGUCAUGAACAUGUGUACCGCCAUGGAUAUCGAGGAGACCUUUGCAAGUCUCUCCAAUCCAAAGUCAUGGAUCGCAUCUUUUUUUACCGCGCUCAUGGAAGGAAAAGGCGACUGGAGGGAAUUGCUACGAACGACCAAGCCCCUGGACGGCGAAAAGCCCAAUGAACGCUUUCGCUACUCCACUGCCAACACGCAGGUCCUGACCAUUAUCGUCGAGGAAAUCACCAAUAUGUGUUACACCGACUUUUUUAAUGAGCGUAUUUGGUCCAAGAUUGGACCCAAGGAUGCCUUCAUUAUGGGUUUGACCACUCACAAUACGGCCGUCGGAGGUGGGUCCAAUGUGACAACGAUCGAAGAUAUGCUCCGCUAUGCCGCCAUUUUCACUCCCAGCUGGAAGGUUGUGGCCAAGGAGCCCGUUGUUUCCGAGAAAGCCUUGAAGUGUAUCUUUGAAAUGGGCAAUCCAGCCUGUUACCCUCCUUCCGAAGAAGCAGCCUAUGGACUCCGCUGGUUCGGACACAUGCCGGAAAAGAACACGGCCCAAUGGGAUCACGCAUUCCCCGACGGCGCCAUGUUCAAGCAUGGAAAUAUGGGCCAAGGAAUCUACGUCGACCCUAACCGAGACUUUUGUGCCUGUUACUUUGGUCUAGCCUCCAACGAUGAAACGGUCACCGGCCCGGAUAUGAUGCCGGGAUAUUUGCGUGCUGCGGCGAAAAAGUUGGCAGGCAAAUAAAUAAACAACCUGCCUCCUUUGCAUUUGGACGACAAGAUAUAGGAUAGUUAACAAGGUUUGCACCGGAUGAGAGGUCCUGGUAUAAACACUCUUUAUUAGUUUGACAGUACAAUUUCU
Molecule: messenger RNA, 1576 nt
Organism: Seminavis robusta
Lineage: Eukaryota; Bacillariophyta; Bacillariophyceae; Naviculales; Naviculaceae
Source: the annotation of a GenBank genome assembly